AUUUAGUAUCUAAUUGAGGAAUUGGAAUUGCUCACGUGAGAAGUUGAUUUGUAGUUUGAACACGUGGCUCAUUCAAAAAGCCGGGCUAGUCAAGUGAUUUUUUGCUCUCGAAUGUAUUUGGAGGCGGUGCCGAGAUUAACAUAGUGUGACAUUUUCACAGUAUCUGCCAGGGGGUUCGGGGAAGACGAAAGUAGUUUUUCUCCUCCUUUUUUUCUUUUCUUUUUUUUUUUUUUUGCCAAGUCCGCCAUCCUUGGUAAAGGCUGUUCUAAAAUAUUUUAGGCUAAUUUAUUUUCCGGGAGAGAGAAAAAUAAAAAUAAAAAACGAACACUCUCAUGACAAUCUGAGAGUAUAAUACUGCUUUUUCUGCAAGGGUUGCAUUUCCCGUGCUAAACACAAUGAAUAAGCUUUAUAUCGGCAACUUGAGUGAAGACGCGAGCCCCGUGGAAUUGGAAAGACUCUUUAGGGAGUGGAAGAUACCUUUCAGUGGCCAGUUUCUUGUUAAAACUGGUUACGCGUUUGUAGAUUGCCCAGAUGAAAACUGGGCAAUGAAGGCCAUCGACACACUCUCAGGUAAAGUAGAACUCCAUGGAAAACUCCUAGAGGUGGAACACUCGGUCCCCAAAAGACAAAGGAGUCGCAAACUUCAGAUCAGGAACAUCCCACCACACCUGCAGUGGGAGGUGUUGGACAGCUUAUUAGCUCAGUAUGGCACAGUAGAAAACUGUGAACAAGUUAACACUGAGACGGAGACUGCAGUAGUGAAUGUUACAUACGGUGCCAAGGACCAGGCCAGGCAUGCAAUUGAGAAGCUCAACGGCUACCAGCUAGAGAACUACGAUCUGAAGGUGACCUACAUCCCAGACGAGAUGACCACGGCACAGUCCCCACAACAGCAGCCCCCACAGGGAGGCCGGCGGGGGUUUGGUCAGAGAGGUCCUCCGCGGCAAGGCUCCCCUGGUGCGGGUGCCCGGCCCAAAGAGCAGUCAGACGUGCCGCUGCGUGUGCUGGUUCCCACCCAGUUUGUAGGAGCCAUCAUUGGCAAGGAAGGAGCGACCAUUCGGAACAUCACAAAACAAACGCAAUCCAAGAUUGACAUCCAUCGGAAAGAGAAUGCUGGUGCGGCAGAGAAGCCGAUCACAAUCCACUCGACUCCAGAAGGAUGUUCCUCGGCUUGUAAAACACUCAUGGAGAUCAUGCAGAAAGAAGCUCAGGAUACUAAAUUCACUGAAGAAAUUCCUUUGAAGAUUUUAGCACACAACAACUUUGUUGGACGACUAAUAGGAAAAGAAGGCAAGAAUUUAAAGAAGAUUGAGCAGGACACAGACACCAAAAUCACCAUCUCACCCUUGCAGGAUCUAACCCUUUAUAAUCCAGAGAGGACCAUCACAGUCAAGGGCAGUAUUGAAGCCUGUGCCAAGGCUGAAGAAGAAGUCAUGAACAAAAUCAGAGAAUCCUAUGAAAGUGACAUGGCUGCCAUGAAUCUUCAAUCGCAUUUAAUCCCUGGGAUAAACCUGAAUGCCUUGGGUCUCUUUCCUCUCUCGUCUCCUGGGAUGCCACCCUCUCCAAUGAGCGCUGCUCCCCCCUGUGGCGGAGCCUCCUAUCCUUCAUUUGGGCAGCCAGAGUCGGAGACGGUACAUUUGUUCAUCCCAGCCUUGGCUGUGGGAGCCCUCAUUGGCAAACAAGGGCAGCACAUCAAACAGCUCUCCCGCUUUGCAGGAGCAUCUAUCAAGAUUGCUCCAGCCGAAGGACCAGAGGCCAAGCAGAGAGUGGUGAUAAUCUCAGGACCACCAGAGGCACAGUUUAAGGCUCAAGGGAGAAUCUUUGGGAAACUAAAAGAAGAAAACUUCUUUGGACCCAAGGAGGAAGUAAAACUGGAGGCCCAUAUAAAAGUGCUAUCUCAUGCUGCUGGCAGAGUUAUAGGCAAAGGAGGCAAAACGGUGAAUGAGUUGCAAAACCUUACCAGUGCAGAAGUAGUUGUUCCCAGAGACCAGACCCCUGAUGAAAAUGAUGAAGUAAUAGUGAAAAUAACAGGUCAUUUCUAUGCAAGCCAGCUUGCCCAGCGAAAAAUUCAGGAAAUUUUGGCCCAGGUAAAAAGACAACAGCAGCAGAAAACAGUGCAGAGUGGACAGCCCCAACCAAGAAGAAAAUAAAGGAAAGAUUCAGGACCCAGGCCUAUCACAAAGACAGGUGCCCAACCAAAGAGAAAGCUUGACUGUGUUGCCAGCAGGGAGCACCACAAAUUCCUGACAGCUGCACUUGACAGAAUUCCCAUCUACUCAGUCACCUUUUAUUUAGGACCAGGCAAUCUUGGAACUCUGUCUCCUGAGAAUUGUGUAUUUUGGCUUUGAAAACUAUUUUUGAAACCCAGCUUUAAAAGAAAGAAAUUGACCCUUGCUUCCCUUUUUGUUCUAUUUUCACCACUUCACAAAAUGUUUUAUUAGACCUUGGUUUAAUGAAGCUUUCUCUCUGAUUUCACUGGUUAUUAUAAAGGCAUGGCUCUUCUAAUUAAUUUGAUGUCGUGGGGGGUGGUGGGAGUAGGAUUUGGAUGGGGUUUUGUUUAGGCAAGGGACAGGGGCACAGGAAAGAAAUAUUAAUGUGGCAUUUUAUAAAUUUGGAUGCUUUUAUAGAAAACACUGCCAUAUUAGGGAAGUGUUGAAUGGUGUUGGCCAGGAUAUGAAAUUUGAAUAUGCAUUUUACUGAACUACCUCAGGCAUAUAGUACCUCGGCAAAAAAAAAAACAACUUCCUUCUGGUAUUUUGUAUACUUUAUAAAGCUAUUGUUUCUUGAACAUUUUUUUUUAAUUUUUUUUUUUUUAAUAAAAGGAGAAAUUAAUUUUAAUCGGCUAUCAACCAGGAGUGCCUUUUGACAUUAUAUAUAAAAAAUGUGUGAGGAAACAAUUGUGGUACUCCUUGCUGAUGGGAGUACUUAAAUACAGUAAUAAAAAUUGCCUCGGUUUUCCUGAGGUCAUCGGCACCAUCAUAGUGAAGACGUACAACUAAUAUUAUGAAAGAUGUCGACAUAAUGCCAACAUUACAAAAAGCAGCAAUGCCAUUUUAUUUUGGGGGAUAUAUGAAAUUUAGAAAUUUGACGGUACAAUUAUUUUUUCUUGGAGGGGGUGACUGACAAGACUAGACAAUGAAGUGAAUGGGGGAGGCUGGGGUUUUUAGACAUGUUUUGCUGUGCACUUUGCUUAACUGCAUGAACCCUCUGUGCCUUUGUCCAUCACUGCCUCCUUUUUAUAGAAAUAGAAGAAAAAAAUAAUGCAGCCCACCUGGACUUGGCCAAUUUGUUUGAAGAGCCAGCUUCAUGUUCCAUUGCUUGGUAGAAUAUUGAUCUGUUGUGUGCAUGACUAAGAUGGGACUAUAUGUCUAACAACAAUACAUUGUGUUUGUGUGGGGGAGGAUCAAUCUGCUUGAUCACACUGAAGAUGUUGAAACUAAAGGAUAAGUUUACAUAUCCAGCCACUGUAGGCGGCCACAGUAAGCCACUUGGAUGGUUUGGAGCUCAUUUUGAGGCCUUCUGCUUGGUUUACUACGGGUACAGCAGAGUUUAUGCACAUUCACAGACACAAAUGGUGAAUUCUGUAGAAUUUAAAGUGAGGGGGGGGUGGGAAAUAAAGGAAAAGGCAAGGAUUAAAGAGAAAGCUACUCAUUUUUUUUUUUGCAUAAUGUAAAUAUAAUUUGAUUGUUUAACUAUUAUGCAUUAUGCUUUUACAAUAUAACUUCUGUCUACCUCAACUUUCAAAUUGUGGCAGUGCAUAAAAACUGCUGUGUGGUCUUACCAGAGCCAUGCUAAUACCUCUGAACCUUUUUGAUGAUUUUGUGCAUGGGAUCAGAUGCUGCACUGAUUUUGAGGGGCACAAAUUUGCUUAACUAUUUCUUUCUCACCAUUUUUGAUCUACCUCUUAGACCUAUAUAUUGAAAUAGAGGCACUUCUACUUUUUAGAAUAUAUGAUAAUUUCUCAAAGAAUUUUGUACAGAUUAGACAUUUGAAAAGUCUGAAGUUUUGUUUUUGUCUGCAUUUUAUAUUUUACCAAUUGAUUUAAAAAACCUUAAACUUAUGAUGCAGCUUUAGCAAAAAAACAUGGUGCAGUGGCUUUCUUUGUGUAGUUUUAGGCAUUACUUUUCCUUUAUAGAUUUAAAAAAAAAAAUUGUUGGUCAAUAAAUGACAUUUUGAAUUCAGUUUAAAGGCUCGGUCAAAAGCCAAUCUUUGUUAACAUUGGAAGGAAAAAAAAAAGGUGUAUUCAUUUUUUUCAAACAGGUGCAGCAUUUGUAUCUGCUAAUUUUUAUUUCAAAUUGUUCUAUUUACAUUUCUAGGCUGUAUAGUGUGGUAAAUCAUGUUUUCUACAUGAGACUUGGAAAGUAAAAUGAGUGUUUGAUAUCGGCAAAGCAUGGAUCAUUUCUCCUGUACCGUGUCCCCAAUGCAGCUCCACUUGUCGAAUGCCUCUGAGUGAAAUAAAGAAUUUGCUCUGAA
This is a messenger RNA of Acipenser ruthenus (sterlet), 4473 nucleotides long. Its product is annotated as insulin-like growth factor 2 mRNA-binding protein 3. Bases 396 to 2150 code for a protein of 584 amino acids. Gene Ontology annotation, cellular component: cytosol; nucleus; cytoplasm. Lineage: Eukaryota; Metazoa; Chordata; Actinopteri; Acipenseriformes; Acipenseridae. Gene Ontology annotation, biological process: nervous system development; regulation of gene expression. The transcript is spliced from 15 exons. The record is from RefSeq and is a predicted model, not a curated record. Gene Ontology annotation, molecular function: mRNA 3'-UTR binding.